UGAAUGAGUCCGCCCGCGGCUGCACCAGUCCGUGAGCUGUUCAAACAGCCGGCUUCCGAAGCAUGGAAGCGGAAAACGAGAUGGACGACUUCCUGGAGCUAAGCUUAAGGCCCGACUGUUCAUCCGAUUCAGGAAAUGUCCCACACUUCAAGCGCUAGCCGGCGCCCUGGUGCCAGGAGUGCCCCGGCCGUUGAUACGGGUCACCCGGAUGUCGUAGCCUUUGACUUCCGGGCCACGACUAGGACCGCCCCCUAAAGGCGGGUCUCAGGCGCCGAUUGGCUGUCACACACACACAUGCGCUAGCGGUGGUUAGGCGGCUUGGGAGGCGGUGGCUUAGAUCCUCCGCGUCCCUACAGCGGCUGGGCCAUGGCGGUCUCGGCCCUGCGAGAGGAGUUGGACUCGAUGUACCUGCAGCUGCUCAGCGACCUGGAGGAACUGGAGGCGAAGCGGGCGGCGUUGAACGCCCGGGUGGAGGAGGGAUGGUUCUCGCUCGCCAAGGCUCGCUAUGCCAUGGGCGCCAAGUCCGUAGGGCCCCUGCAGUAUGCCUCGUGUAUGGAGCCUCAGAUCUGCGUGCGCGCCAGCGAGGGCCAGGAUGGACCCCAGACCUUCAGGGUGAUCAAAGCUGAUGCGCAGACCCCCGAGGAAGUGGGACCCAGCGAGGCAUCUCUGCGCAGGCGUAAGGGCCCUACCAAGACCCAAGUGUCAGGGACCUCUGUGGUCCCUCAAGAUCCCUUGAACUGGUUUGGAAUCUUAGUUCCUCACAGUCUUCGGCAGGCCCAGGCCAGCUUCCGGGAUGGCCUUCAGCUGGCUGCAGAUAUAGCCAACCUCCAGACUCGAAUCGACUGGGGUCGGGGUCAACUCCGGGGCCUCCAGAAAAAACUGAAGGAGUUGGCCCCUGGGCCUGCCUGAUCUGAAUCUACUUUCGAGGCAUUCAGCAUAGCCAUCUGGGUCACUGCCUUAUUCAGGCCAUCUUUCAUAACAGCCCCAUCUCAGCUAAUGCCCUCCUUGAAAUGUCCUUAGUCUGCAUUGUCUCCAGCCUUGUGAAUUAGGAAGCUGAGUUAUGAAGUUUGAUGAGGCAAGCUGAGCUGUGUUGAAAGCAGCUUGUAUGAAACCUCUUCUAGGUGCAUGUUCUCAUAGGGCUUCCCUCUUUGUAGGCAAGUUAGUGAACAAAUGAGGAACCUCGUCAGAGCCGGCAUGCAGGGUGCAGGGAAGAAAAGGAGUCUGCAGACUUAGGCCAGGUCAGGACAAUCCAGUCAAUAAAAAUACCUCUACCUGGGCAUGUAGUGCAUGCUUAUAGUCCCAGCAACUCUAGAGGCUGAGGCAGGAGGAUCACUUAAGCCCUGGAGUUAAGAGUUCU
Messenger RNA from Onychomys torridus (southern grasshopper mouse), 1357 nucleotides. RefSeq names its product coiled-coil domain containing 115 (gene Vma22). Lineage: Eukaryota; Metazoa; Chordata; Mammalia; Rodentia; Cricetidae. Gene Ontology annotation, biological process: vacuolar proton-transporting V-type ATPase complex assembly. The record is from RefSeq and is a predicted model, not a curated record. Gene Ontology annotation, cellular component: extrinsic component of endoplasmic reticulum membrane. The coding region runs from base 367 to 909 and encodes 180 amino acids. The transcript is spliced from 5 exons.